AUGUCACCCAAAGGAGGGUGCGGCAAGUCGACGACGGUGAUGGUACUGGCGUCGGCGUUAAGCACAAAUGAAGAUCUGUCGAUUGCGGUUGUAGACGCAGACCCCCGUCAAAGCUUAGCGCGCGUGUGGAUUGGAAAGAGGGAGGAAAGUGAAAUCGGAGAGCCGCCUUUCACCGUAACAUCCGAGAUCAAGGAAACCGAGAUCGUCGACAUGUUAGAGAAGGUGGAAGAGUCCGCCGAUGUAGUCAUUGUCGACCUGGAGGGCGCUGCCGGAUUGAUGUCAUCCUACGUUGCCACAAGCGCAGACCUUUGCAUUGUUCCGAUGAGACCGAGUGCGUUGGAUGGGGAUGCGGCCGGAUCGGCGCUCAAGUUGAUCCGUUCGACAGGGAAAGCGAUGAAGCGGGAGAUUCCUACAGUCGUCCUGAUCACUCAAACAGAUGCAGCCAUCACAACGCGGUCGCACCGAGAGGUAGUCGAAGAACUGGACAGUGCUGGCAUUCGUCGAUGUAGCGUGGAGCUAAUGAAAAGAGCCCCGUUCGAACGCAUGAUGGCGGAAGGAAAGACUCUCUUCGAACUAGCGGAUACCGAAUCCGUCGCCAAAGCCCGAGAGAAUGCGAAAGCAAUGGCGAGGGAGAUAGUAGCUAUCGUGGAGGCGAACCAUUGA
This is a messenger RNA of Hippocampus zosterae (dwarf seahorse), 663 nucleotides long. RefSeq names its product protein ParA-like. The record is from RefSeq and is a predicted model, not a curated record. Bases 1 to 663 code for a protein of 220 amino acids. NCBI's taxonomy places the organism in Eukaryota, Metazoa, Chordata, Actinopteri, Syngnathiformes, Syngnathidae. The transcript has a single exon.